Messenger RNA from Bradysia coprophila, 937 nucleotides. RefSeq lists its product as uncharacterized. Lineage: Eukaryota; Metazoa; Arthropoda; Insecta; Diptera; Sciaridae. The record is from RefSeq and is a predicted model, not a curated record.
UCGAUUUUUUAUGAAUGUUUCGAUGUUUCUAAUCACAUAGCAGUCUCAACUGUCUAAAUUUUUGAAGUGCCAAAUUGUUUACGAAAAACAGAAUUUCGUCAUGGAUAAAAAACCCAACUUUAAAUCGCAAGAUAACGAAACGAAUCGUUCGAUCUUAAAAUCAAAUUCUCCACGUCCAAUUCGAAACUCUACUUCUUCAAGUAAAGGUACAAACGGCCAUGGCAUAUUUAAAAAAACGUCGCUGUACGAAGCAAAAAGCUUGAAUGACGUACUAUCUACUUCAAUCCGCGAAACACGAUCUGAGGCAGUCUCUCACAAUAUGGAUCAUUUCAAAGGCAUUAUCAGGACAAAGAUACCCGAUAAACAGGCAAAAAAAGUUCAAUUUCUCGACCAUAUCAUCAAAAGUGAUGACGACAAUGAAAACCAAUUCCGAUGUCUUCUUGACCAUGAUCAGCCUGCAAACCUUUCAAAAUUCCAUAACCUUUUAAAAACUGCAACCGAUUCAAACUUAGUGCAACUCAUCGACGACAAAACCGACAACCUUCUCGAUCUAUUAUCAGCCAUACCGUCAGAAAUCCCGGCCCGCGAGGAUUUGCAUCGAAACAAUGUGAAUGUACUAUCAAAGAUGACAUCAGUUGAACGUAUUUUCGUUGUAUUGUUAACAAUUUUGUUUUGUAUAAUGGUACUGAAGCAUUUCCGUUAUGAUUGGAUUUUACCAUCAACAGUCAAAUCUGAGCUGAAAGGUUCGGAAAUAAUAACAUUGAUGGGAAGGAAUGUAAAAAGAAUGUGCAAAAAUUUGAUGAGCAUAGAAAGGUAUUUCUGGUAUAGCGCAAAAUAAACCUGUCUGGUGUUCAAAAUUUUAUAACAAAAGUGUUCAUGAAUUCACUUGACUAAUAAAAAUUCGCUGUGUUUAGUUAAUUGAAUGUGUGUGCUGCCA